GAAUUCGUUUUAAUAUGGCGGCCGAAAACGCUUCGUUUUAUAGUUUUGCAACUUAUACCUAGAAAAAUACAGGAAAUUUCCCCACAUGCUGCGCAUACUUAACAGAUAUAUUACCCGAAGUGGUAAAAAAGUGUGUUUAUCAAGGAACGUCCAAAUUGCUCCAUCAGCUCUUUGUCUAAAAUGGGAGAGAGCUGAGUUCAACGGAGUAGACGUGAAUCUUGCUCAAUUGGGAGAAAAUUGUUCGCUUGAUGAAUUUAAUGCUAGACUAAGGGGUAAGUAAUUAGAAAAAAUAAUUUUCUUAAUAGAAUCUUUGUGGGUGAACAUACGUUUCAUACUGUUUUCUUGGGGCAUUAAACAUUUUCUUACUGAAAUGUGUUCCUUAGGAGUUAAUAUAAUUAGAAUGGAUGUUGCCAGUUUGAAUAUGUCCAGCCCCAGAUUCGAAUAUAUCAAAGCCUACUUCAACAGUCCUGUGGUUUCCCAACUGCAUUAAAUGUGUGGAAUUUGAUGGGCAAGCCCUCAACUGCUGAAGGGUGUGGAUAGUAUAUUACCUAUUCUGCAUGAAACUGGGCUAAUUGCAUUAAAUAUCCGUACCCACCUGGUGGAGGGCCAAUGGUCAGGACUUCUCCAAGGGCAAGUUAUUAAAACUGAGGAUUUCUUAAGCGCUAGAGUGAAAAAAAUAUGGAAUUCUUUGAGGAUGAAGCUUUGAUUUUCACAAGAUUCUUGAGGGGUUGCAUAUUCUUCAGGGGUUGACCCAUACCUCUUCAGUGGGUAGACCCAUAUUUAAUGGCAUUCUUCAGGGGUAAAUGCACUUUUAUUUGAACUUCAGUUUUAAGAAGAAAAGGCAAGUCCUUUGAGUGGGGGAGGGGGGUGGGUAUGGAUAUAAAAUACAUCCUACCCCCUCCCCCAAGCAAGAAAUUGGGCAACACUAGCCCCCUAGCUUGAGUGUUGUGCUGUGCGUUAUUUUGUUUUUUUUACUUCUGUGAAUCAUUUUUAGAGAGUGUUUUACAUUGGAGAAGGGAUGCAAAGAAGUCAGUUUGGAUGAAGGUGCCCAUUUCUCAAAGUUACUUGAUUCCAGUGGCUUUUGCUCAUGGUUUUAGUUACCAUCAUGCGGUUGGUGACUAUGCCAUGCUGUUAAAAUGGCUUCCACAGAGGGUGGCUUGCAAGGUACCACCAUAUGCUACUCACCAAGUAGGAGUGGCAGGUGAGAGGGACCAAUAGCAAAUUAUAACCAUCAGAGAUUAGCCUGCAAGCAUGCUGUCCGAGGUGCUCUGGUGGUGGGCUGAAAAACCGUACCCUCGGGAGAGCUUUUUUGCAGGCUAGUGAGAGAAAAAACUAUUAAACAACUAGAACUACUGCACACAAAAGCAACGUGAGCCAAAUAAUUGACUUCAGCGACAGAGCUGUAAAAUCACAAAGGCCCUGCUAAACCCCAAGACCUCCCCAUAUACGAUUAGUAGUGGAGACCGCUGGCCAGCACUGUCUCGUGUUUAACCUUGCCUAAAUUACAUGUAGCCACAUUUGAAAGACAUGUGAAAACCAUAUACUGUUACCUGUUGUUGAAUAAGUAUACAUCAGAACUUGCAUGCUGCAUGUCAUGGGGCUCAGAGUCAAAUAUUUUUCUUCAAAAAAUAUUCGUACUUCUCUUGCACAGACUGUACUCUUCCCUCCAAUCCCCCUGAAAAAUUCAAGUUAGUGUUCAAACCUUCCCCUAACAUUUGAUCAUGGCCUUGAGAUUCCCCUUUCCCCUUAGAUCCCCUAACCUGUGUACAGAUGUCCCCCUCCCCUCUUCCCGAUUUUUUCUGAUUGCAGGGGGAUGUCUGCACACAGGCUAUAGAUCCCCUAAGUUGAUUUAAUUUGAUAGGUUGCUUGAUGCUGUUUGGUUUCAGGAAUGGUUCUUAAUGAAGAAAAAGGAGAAGUAUUGGUUGUUCAGGAUAGGCAAUUGGUAUAUGUACACUUCAAUGCAUUGCUCUUUAUUUAUGAAUUAAAAAGCACUCUUAGUUAUUGUAUAAAAUUUAUGCCAAAAAAAAUAGCACUGGCCCUAAAUAAUGAGAUUAGUACUCAAAUGAUGAAUAUAUGUUGAAUUUCAUAUUUUUGAACUUUGAACUGCAGGAUAAAUGCAGAGAUCAUCACAGUUAGUGGUAGUUCAGUUUUUUGUAAACAGCUAUUUUUACAGUUGUGGUUUCAACAAUAAUAAAUUGUAAAGAUUCUUGGUGUUGCGCUCGGAUGCAAUUAACAAAUUACAUAAUACAAAAGCAGGGGCAUAGUGUCCAAAUACACACAUGGGCCUGUGUGUACAUGUACAGCUGAAACAUGGAAAAAUAUAGAAAAAGCAUUUUUUAUAAUGAAAUCGGGAUGACUGAUACAUUAUUCGCACUACAUUGGUGUCCUUGUGUUAAUAUUUCCUUUGUCCAUUUAUUAUUCGAUAAUUCUGAUGGCAUCACUGGCCUUUUUUUCCUGUAAACUCAUACACCUUACCGAGAGAUGGGUGAAAUGAAAAAAUCAAAAGUACUGUACUUUCCUGCAUACUAAUUUGCUGAAAAUGUCCCGUUGAAAGUGCUGGAAAUGGCAUUUCUGAGACCCUAAAGUUAAGAAUUUUCUGGGGGAGCAUGCCCUAGGUUGGGACACCGUAGCUACAACUUUUCUUUCCCGUGUGCAUACACGUUCAAAAUCUCAUGCUAUGCCCCUGAAAAGAUUGAUAAGACACUAAUAAAUUAUUAAACAGUAACCACACCACAACACAAAAGGGGACCAACAUAACACCAAGAAACACCCCAAUGAUUUGACCAUAUCCACCAAAAUCACUCACAAUGUUGUGUUCUUACAUGCAAAAUUACAGCAGGACAUCUCCAUAGGAGACUUUAUAAAUUCUGUUCUGGCCUACACAUGUCUAACGUCUGCUAUUAUUUUGUAUUUCUCAGUAUAAAAUUGGACAAAAACGGAAGGCCGUUUGGAAAUUUCCAGGUGGACUUUCAGAUGAAGGAGAAAAUCUUGGUGAGUUUAAUAACAAUAAAAGUUAAACAUGGUUAAAUAUUGUAGAAUAAUACUAGAGCUGUCUGAAUACAAGGCUGUGCUCAGGCAGUGCCCAGUGGCUCCUGGCGCCUAACUCCCGGGUGACUAGAAAAUCUUUGUUUUUUCAUAAAAAUCAUCCCCUGGGCACCCUGGAUUUUACAGGUUCAGUGUAAUGGGAUCCCGUCAAUUUUUCUGAGAGCACAGCUAGCCUUGUAGUAGACACUAUUCUUGUGAGUUGAUAGCCCUUAUUCACUGUUUGCCUUGACAAAACACUGUUUGAACUCUGUGCUUUCAAGAACCUGUCCAUUUCUUGUCCAGGCCAGCUGCAGUUGUGCCCCCACCACCUCUAAGAGUCACUGAGGUUGGAUUUGUUUGCAACAUAUCCAUUUAACUAUCCCAUUUUCCUCUUUGAAUUUUUAUUGUUUUUAAGUGCAAUUACAUGAUUGUAUAACAAGAAAUAAAGCAUGCACAUGUGACUGCUAUAUGUGUAUGGUGCAAGUGGAUCUGCCCUUAAUGUGAACAAAAUUCUUUGAAACAACAGUUACUGCACAAGCUUAAAGGCUGGAUCAUUAUACAUGUCUGGGAAACUGCCCACCUACCCCUCCCCUAAGCCAACAUUAACACUUCUCACUUGGGGAAAAAUGUUGGCUUAUGGGAGGGGUAGGUGGGCGGUUUCCCUGAAAUGUAUAAUGAUCCAAGAUUUUGGUGUCAGAUAUUGGGUUCCCCUACACAGGGACAUGAGAUAUUAAAAUUUUUUCGUUGAGUGAGUAAAUUAGUAUGAAAUAUAUUGAACUACUAUAACCAAGGGUUGCCUCUCCAGUUCUAAAUACCCCUUUUCUCUAAAAAGUUCACCCUCUCCAUUAAAAAUGUCUGGAGAAAGAGAGUUUAUUGUAUAAUUUUAAUAUUGGUUUUGUUAAUUUGACUGUACUUACUUCAUAUGCAAAACAAAUGAAUAAAUAAUAAUGAUAAUAAUAAUAAUAUUAUAUUAUUGUAGUGAAGUAUCAACCUGUCACAAACUUAUCAUCUACAAGUCAGAUGUCUCCUUUUAAUAAUACUGUUAUUUUGUAGAAGAAACAGCCAUUCGUGAAGUCUAUGAGGAGACUGGAGUAAAGUCAGGUACUGUACGUAUGUAGAUGACUAAAAAUUGCAUGACAAAAAUAUAAUUUAACAGGUAUAGGGUAUCAAACUUAGGGUUUGGAUUCGUGUUAAAUUAAUUUUGUAUCCAGUUGCCCUCAAAGCAAGCUCACUUCUUUUUUUCACUUUGGUUACUAAUCUGAAGGUAUUUCCUUGAGCAUAAGAAGAAACUUCUGACAACAGGAAUUUAAGAUACCUGUAACAACAAGUGUUUCAUCUGUUGCAUAACAACUUGCUGAAAAUGUCAGAUGCUCAGUGUGUUUUCAUUUCCUCAGAGUUUCUUGGUUAGUUUAUUUUUCUCCUGUUUUGACACAGAAUUCAAGUCUGUGAUGAUGUUUCGGCAGCAGCACCAAAUGAAGAAUGCAUUUGACAAGUCCGAUAUCUACAUUAUAUGCAGGAUGUCACCCCUGAGUUACGGAAUAAGUCACUGUGAAGAUGAGAUUGCACAGUGCGAGUGGAUGAAGUUAUCAACUCUCAUAACUCACACAGACACUGGCCCAAUCACAAGAUUAGCAGCAAGGUUAGCUGUUUACGGAAUGAAGAAUGGAUUUCAAAAUGUUGAUUUGGAACCAAACAGAAUGAGAUCCUGGGUAGAUCCAAAUAAGACGGUUUGUCUUUAUCACAGAUAUUUGCCCAGUUGAUGGUUAAUACCAAUCUAUUUUUACUUUUGACUAAAAAUUGGCUGAAAAUUUGGAUCUGCAGGGUUCUUAGCUAACUAUCUGUUAGUACCAAGACUUUUACUUGUAAAAAUUCAUUUAUUUUGGAUUCUGACAUACUGUACAUGUAUCAACAAAUAACAAAUAAAUGGACACACAUCUGAAUUGUACAAAUAAAUCUUAAUUGAAAAUUUUGGAAAUUUUAAUAUGUAAACUUAUU
Molecule: messenger RNA, 5019 nt
Organism: Porites lobata
Lineage: Eukaryota; Metazoa; Cnidaria; Anthozoa; Scleractinia; Poritidae
Source: the annotation of a GenBank genome assembly